UGCAAGGUCACGGCCAAUCAGCUCACGGCCUGUACAAGAUGGUGGUCCGCCUCCCUCGGGGUAUCACCUGCUCUCACUGUGUCGUGCAGUGGCACUACCGGACAGGUGAAGUUUUCCAGCCUGGAUCCGCCGGAAACGUGGAAACAGAUAUCGUGAACUGUGCUGACGUCACAGUUGGUUACUAUAGUGACCCGGAAGCUUCCCCAGAGCAACCCAACAAUCUGUCCAAGGGACCAUUAGCUGAUAAAUUACAGGUUAGUCCGUGGGAGAGAAUGGGGACGUUAAAAAGAAAACAUUCCUGUAUCGUUAUUCGUCCUCCAAAAGAGAAAAGAACAGAAAAAUAGCAAACAAAAGAAAAAUAAAAAGAAUAGAAAAGAAAAUAGUGCUGAGUAAUACGUGAGAAUUAAGAAACAAAAUUACGAUGUCAAAUUUUAAAAGUUUGAAUGAACUGUUUAAAAG
Molecule: messenger RNA, 459 nt
Organism: Aplysia californica (California sea hare)
Lineage: Eukaryota; Metazoa; Mollusca; Gastropoda; Aplysiida; Aplysiidae
Exons: 2
Coding region: 39-344 (101 amino acids)
Source: RefSeq, a predicted model, not a curated record